GCGGAGGGGUCUGAGAGGAGCUGCCGCUGCAGAUUCGCCCGGAGCGGAGAGCUUCGGAGCCUGGGCGCAGCCCGGGAUCGCGCCGCCGUCACCCGGGAGCCGCUCGCUUCCCCGGCCCGGGCCUGAGCGCUGCCGGCUGGGCCAUGGCAGCCGCCGCGCCCGGGGGCCGUCGCUGAGCAGCCGUUAAGCCGCCCGCCCCGGUCCGGCCCGCGCCGCCGCGGCCCAGGCUGCGCUCAAGUUUCCGGCCAGAAGCCGAGGCGACCGCGGGCCCGGAGCUCCCGGCUCGCCCGCUCGCCCGCUAUGUGGGGCCGUUUCCUGGCCCCGGAGGCUGGCGGCCGGGACAGCCCCGGCGGGGCCCGCAGCUUCCCUGCGGGCUCAGAUUAUUCAUCAGCAUGGUUGCCUGGUAAUGAAUCAUUGUGGCAGGCCACAACUGUUCCAUCCAACCAUCGAAGUAACCAUAUUAGAAGGCACAGUAUAACAUCGGACAGUGGAGAUACUGGCAUUGGCACUUCCUGUUCUGAUAGUGUGGAAGAUCAUUCAACUUCAAGUGGCACAUUAUCUUUUAAGCCUAGUCGAUCGUUGCUCACUCUUCCCACUGCCCAUGUGAUGCCAUCUAACUCCACUGCUUCAGGUUCCAAACACAGGGAGUCUUCUUCAGCAUCAGAUGGCUCGAAGUGGAGCACAAGCAUCAUGCAAACCCUGGGAGACCAUGGUAGAGGGGACCAGGACUCCUCACUAGACAUGAAGGACUUCAGGCCCCUCCGGAAAUGGUCAUCUUUGUCCAAACUUACUGCCCCGGAUAACUGCAGCCAGAGUGGCAUUGUAUACACAGAAGAGCUGAGGAAUGGCUUGGAAAAGACAGGGAAGGGCAAGGCUUUCACAUACCACUUAAGGACCUUUGGGCCUAGUUGCUUACAUGACAGUAUGGAGAUGCUUAAGCUGGAAGACAAGGAAAUAACUAAAAAGCGGUCAUCAACUCUGGACUGCAAGUAUAAAUUUGAGAGCUGCAACAAAGAGGAUGUCAGAGCUUCUUCCUCUGCUCUUAGGAGACAGACUGUAGACAUGACAUACAGUGCCUUACCUGAGAGCAAGCCCAUUGUGACAGGCUCAGAGGCUUUUGAGUCUCCAAAGUAUCUAAUGCUGGGCCAGCAAGCAGUAGGUGGAGUUCCCAUUCAGCCUUCUGUGAGGACUCAGAUGUGGCUUACAGAGCAGCUAAGGACAAACCCAUUGGAAGGCAGAGCCACAGAGGAUUCUUACAGUUUAGCUCCCUGGCAACAGCCACAGACUGAAGAGUUUCAACAAGGAAGUGAAACACCAAUGCAGGUUUUGACUGGAUCAUCUCGUCAGAGUUACUCACCUUCUGGCUUUCAGGAUUUUAGUAAAUGGGAAUCAGUGCUGAAAAUAAAAGAAGGACUUCUAAGGCAGAAAGAAAUUGUAAUUGACAGGCAGAAGCAACAAAUUAACCACCUACAUGAAAGGAUAAGGGAUAAUGAACUGCGGGCACAGCAUGCCAUGCUAGGACAUUAUGUAAAUUGUGAAGACUCUUAUAUGAGUAGUUUACAGCCACAAUAUGAGAGCAGUUCAGUCCAGACUCCAUUUUCAGAGCAGUCAUUGUCCCAUCCCCAACAAGAAGAACUUGAACAGAAGCUAGCAUCUACUGAGAAAGAAGUUUUACAGCUCAAUGAGUUUCUCAAGCAAAGAAUAAACCAAUUUAGUGAAGAGAAGAAGAAAUUGGAGGAAAAGCUGAAAACCAGAGAUAGAUACAUCAGCAGCCUGAAAAAGAAAUGCCAGAAGGAAUCUGAGCAAAACAAAGAAAAGCAAAGAAGAAUUGAGACCUUGGAAAAGUACCUGGCAGAUCUUCCAACUCUAGAUGAUGUACAGAGUCAGAGCCUCCAGCUGCAAGUUCUUGAAGAAAAAAACAAGAAUUUGCAAGAGACUUUGAUAGACACAGAGAAGAAGCUUGAGGAGAUUAAGAAACAAUGUCAAGAUAAAGAAACACAGCUACUGUGCCAGAAGAAGAAGGAAAAGGAGCUGGUGACUUCUGUUCAGAGCUUACAACAAAAAGUAGAAAAAUGCCUUGAAGAUGGAAUUCGCCUCCCCAUGUUAGAUGCAAAACAGCUUCAAAGUGAAAAUGAUCAUCUCAGAGAGCAGAAUGCGACUGCUAGUAAGAUAAUAGAGAGCCAGCAGGAUGAAAUUAACAGAAUGAUUUUAGAAAUUCAGUCUAUGAAAGGGAAACUUUCUAAAGAGAAACUGACUACACAGACUGUGGUGGAAGAGCUAGAAAGGAAAGAAGGAAGCCUCCAGAAGUUGACAGAAGCAUUGCUAGAAAACCAAAGACAAACAGGGGAGACAAACUCUUUACUGGACCAGGGCCAGGAAGCAGAGAAGUCUAGGCUGCAGACCAUUCAUUCUAAGUGGCCUCUGUUUGAUUUGACUGUGAUUGAUCAGCUUUUCAAGGAAAUGUCCUAUUGUUUGUUUGACUUGAAAGCGUUGUGCAGUAUUCUUAACCAACGAGCUCAGGGCAAGGAGCCUAAUCUCUCAUUAUUACUGGGAAUCAGAUCAAUGAACUGUGCAGCUGAGGAGACUGAAAAUGACCACAGCCCAGAAACGCUCACUAAAAAGCUCUCAGAUGUGUGCCAGUUACGGAGGGACAUUGAUGAAUUAAGGACUACAAUAUCAGACCGCUAUGCUCAGGACAUGGGAGACAACUGCGUUACCCAGUGACCAAGUGUUGGUCCACAGCAACAAUGACCCUUGUGAAAAGCUGCUGUGUUGGACUCCUUUGUUUCUCUUUAGGACAGACAAGGGAAAGGUGAAGCUUUCUGCCGUUCACUUCAGCUGUGUUGUUGUUACGUUUGCUUUCCUGAGGAAGUUUUGAGGGGACUGAUGAGAUCACGCAAACAAAUCACGUUACUAUUUGAAAAAUGAGAUAAAGCCUGCAAGAAAAAGAACAAAAUAACCUGUAUCUUCAAACUACUGAUUGUAGGACCAAGCUGUGAACAGUGCCCUUCAGAUAAAGAUGUAGGAUUUCCUUUGCUCCUGUAACUUUGUCUAUAUACAUGUGAGUGCUCAUUCAUUCUCUCGCUUGCUCACUCUGUCUCGUGUGUAAAUGCCCGUGCACGUGCAUUUGCAUAUGCAUGGACUUAAUCCACAAAAUAGUAGGAUUUCAAGGGUCAAAGCAAAGCUUUGAAAGGCACACUCUUAAUUCUACAUUUUAUAUAGAACCAUGUGUUACAUUUUGAAAUUUUUAUUGGCAGGCUGACUAGAUCCAGUACCAGUGGGCUGUUCUCAUGUACAAGGGCAGCAAGAUAAAUCAUUUGUGUUUUCAAAAGUGACUGUAUUGAGGUGUGUGGAGUAAAGUUGGCCGGAUAAUUGCGCUGAAAACAGACCAGCUAUUUUUUCCAGAGUGCUUCUAGAUUGUCUCAGCAGUGUGAAACUUUAAUGUGGUGAUCUUUUCAUUGGCAUUGUAAUUUUUAUAUAUAUAAGAAAAAGUAAUUGCGGUUAAUUUCAGCAUACUCAGUACUAUUUGCAAUUUUUAUUUAUGAUAUAUAUGCAAGCCAAGCCAUAUAUAAUUAAUAGAAGUCCUCUGAGGCCUCCAUUGACUGUUAUAAAAAGACAGAUGGCAAAGUAGCUCUGCACACUUGCUUUUUUUCCACAUUUCAGCAUUUAUGUUUGAGCAGCGUUGUGCCUGAUUUAAUCUACUUUAAGAGAGCAUCUUAUUCAUAUGUGAAUUAAUAAUAGCAUAAAACAAAACAUAAGUUUCAAUGAUAUUUUAAUUUCUUUUAUUGUAUUUGUUACGUUACAGUUUGUCAUGGAGUAUGAAAUUGCUUAGGUUAGUUCAUCUGGAGCACAGGGUACUAUUAUGAAGCGCAACUCAUUUGAGCAGAUGUACACAAUCACCUAAACUUCAAAUAAGUAUUGUCUGCAUAUCAUUUUUUUUUUUGCCAAGAUUAUAUUGCAGUUAGAAUUCAUUACAUUUUUUUU
Molecule: messenger RNA, 3984 nt
Organism: Psammomys obesus (fat sand rat)
Lineage: Eukaryota; Metazoa; Chordata; Mammalia; Rodentia; Muridae
Gene: Cep85l
Product: centrosomal protein 85 like
Exons: 13
Coding region: 301-2724 (807 amino acids)
Cellular component (GO): centrosome
Source: RefSeq, a predicted model, not a curated record